AUGAAUUUUUCCAACGUGACCUUUCCAGAUUUCGACGAUGAUGAUUACAAGAACUGGGAUUUUCUCCCGAUUAUCCAGAUUGUUACGUCGGUCGCGGCGUUCUUCUUCAACGCCGCGGUGUUAUGUUGCUAUACGUUGUACCGGCGUCUACGGACACCGUUUUCCAUUUAUUUGAUGGCGUUGUGCGUGGCGAACCUGGCGCACACCAUCUUCGCGUCGCCCAUUGAUAUUCUCAAGAUGGUUCAUCCGACUUAUGUUCUCGGUCCACGCACGUGUAAUUUUUACGUUUAUGCAGCGUACAACACCGCCGGUACGACGCUGAACCUGCAUCUGUUGAUUUCGCUGAACCGCAUCUGGGCGAUGGCGCAUCCGUUCUCCUACCGGACUAAACACACUACGCGGAUUGCGGCGGCAGCGUGUCUGACCGUGACGGCGUAUGUGCAUUUGAUCUGUGUGCCGGGGAUUGUGCAGGAUUCGUUGUAUUAUCGGAUACCCGGCACGUGCUUCAUUAAUGGCACGGCACAACCGAGAUGGACGGUGUUCAUGCAGAUUGUGAUAUUCUCCCUGCCGAUCAUCUGCAUUGCCAUAUUCUACCCGUUCAUCACCUGGAAGCACUGCCAGCGCGGCAAACUGCACCCCCACGAGCGCACCGAAGUGCACAGCGUCGACCAUGCCCAGCGCCGCACCACCAUCCUCCCACGCAGCGCCGUGCUGAGCGUGGCGCCGGUACCGGUCCUGCAGCAGCAGCAAUCCCGGCGGGAAUCCAUGUCCCGAGCCUUCGUGGUGCUGACCCUCUUGACCAUCAGCCUGAUCAUCUGCGAGGCGCCCAUCAACACCUUCUUCCUCAUUAUGACGGUGGCGCCCCAAGCCCUUCCUAUGUUAGAGACGGUGGGCGUGGUCCUGUACUCCCUGCAGCCGGCCAUGGAUCCGCUGCUGUUUAUCGUGUCGUUUCGGGAUCUGCGCCGGCAGCUGUUCCGGAUGCUGCUUUGUCGAUAA
Messenger RNA from Paramacrobiotus metropolitanus, 996 nucleotides. Its product is annotated as muscarinic acetylcholine receptor M4-like. Gene Ontology annotation, cellular component: membrane; dendrite. Gene Ontology annotation, molecular function: neurotransmitter receptor activity; G protein-coupled serotonin receptor activity. Bases 1 to 996 code for a protein of 331 amino acids. NCBI's taxonomy places the organism in Eukaryota, Metazoa, Tardigrada, Eutardigrada, Parachela, Macrobiotidae. The record is from RefSeq and is a predicted model, not a curated record. Gene Ontology annotation, biological process: G protein-coupled receptor signaling pathway, coupled to cyclic nucleotide second messenger; chemical synaptic transmission. The transcript is spliced from 2 exons.